UGUGAUUCUCUUCAGCAUAGAUGAAAAGGUCAUUGGAGAGAGAAAAUGAUUGAAGUCUUUAUAUUGAAGAUUGAAAAUCCAGAUUGCUUUUGGGUCUGCAUGAAAGGAGGUGGAAAGUUUGUAAACAACGAAAUGGAAUAUCAAAAACUUCAGUCUGAAAUGAAUCUGUUCUAUAACAAAUCUUUCAGAUAUGUGGAUGAAGUCAAACCAUCUGUAUUAGAAGAGGGCCAGGUUUGUACUGUUUAUUGUCAGGAACUGAAAUCCUGGUGCAGAGCUGUUGUUAAAUCUAUCACAUCCUGUACAGACUAUUACCUUGCAGACUGUUUCCUUGUGGACUUUGCCAAGAGUGUUCAUGUGCAAACAGACAGGAUUUGUGUUGCCUUAGAAUCAUUUAUGCGGCUGCCUUAUAGAGCAAAAAAGUUUAGGUUAUACGGUAUGAAACCAGUAACGCUACGUGUCGACUAUCAUAGUGACAAGGCAGAGAUCGUUCCUACUAACCGCUGGGAUGUUGCAGCUGUCCAAUAUUUCCAAAACCUCCUGAAUGCAACCACUCAAGUGGAAGCCAAGUUAUGUGCUGUUGAAAAUGACAAUGUUGAUGUCUAUCUUUAUGUUACAAUAAAGGGUGAAAAGGUGUGUGUGAAUGAUGAUCUCAUUGCAAAGAACUUUGCUUGUUAUGAGAAUAAUGAAACAUCUAGUAUUGUAGAGGACCACAAGGAAAAAACAUCAAGUCUUGAGUCUCUUUCAGAGGAGAUCAAUCCUGCACUUGUUCUGUGGCCAAUGUUGUUGCAAGCCAAAGAAUCCAAGGCUGUUGAAACAUCUACUGCUGCUUCUAACAACUCUGCGAAAACAACACUCAAGAACGUAAAGGAAACUGCCUCACAUAAUGGAGACAUAAUGGUAGCUAUUCCCCCUUUGAAACAAGGCAUAACAGUUUCUGUACAGGCAGAUGGGUGGACAGACAGGACCUUAUGCAAGAAAACUAAAACAGAGGAAGUGAAGGACAAUCUUUAUAAGAAAAACAUUGGCAUGAAGCUUCUGCAAUUUUUAAAACCUGAUCCUUUGAAAGCUGUUGAUGAACAAGAUGACACCAAGGUGCAUCAACUGAAUAUGAAUGCACACCUCCCUGUUGUUCUUAGCAACAACAUUGAACCAUGCUCAACUCUUGAAAUGGCACCAUUGUUUCCAGCUCUGAAAAAGGAGCUUCUAAGGAAUCACUUUCUAGGUCCUAAUCAUAUACAGUCUUAUUCCUGGCCAGUGAUAGCUCGUGGAUGUGAUUCGGUUAUCAUCUCUCCUGAAAACGACCCACUUUUGUAUCUUCCACCAAUUAUUACAUUUUUGCAAUCAAGACGUUGCUACAUAUCUUUGCCAGCUAGAAAUGGUCCAAUAGCAUUAAUUGUAUGCCCUGGACAGAAGAAAGCAGAACUGGUCUUUGAGUUUCUGGAAAUGUAUACCCGUUGUUCCAGGCCUCUUUACCCAAUAUUGCUCUUGUUGGGAAUGAAUACGGAUGAAAUCAAGAGUGCAAGAAUUCCGAGAGGAUGUGAAGUCAUGAUAACAACCCCACAUAGCCUUCUGCGGCUGCUUGAAUACCACAGCUUACUGUUCCUUAGGCUCUGUCAUCUUGUGUUUGAUGAAGUUGAUGUCCUCUUCUCUGAAGCCAGCGAACAAAUAUUCAAUAUUUUAAAAUAUUACAAAACAAAUCUGAAUGUUGAAGAAAAGGAAUCUGCACCCCAGCAGAUAGUUGCUGUUGGAAACCAGUGGAACAAAAAUAUAGAAAAUUUAAUGAAAGAGUUCAUGAAUGAUCCAUACGUUGUGAUCACAUCUAUGGAAGAAGGUGCCAUAUAUGGGAAGGUACAACAGGUGGUACAAGUCUGCCUUGACUCUGACAAAAUGUCUAUUUUACUUCAAACACUGGAUUAUACUCCUACUAAAACUCAGAAGACACUGAUUUUCACCUGUUCUACAGAAGAAACCGAGAUAGUUUACAAGGCAGUAGCAAGCAGUUCAAUAUUUUGCUUGAAAAUAAGUCCAGAAAUUGGAUUUCAUUUUGGUUAUGUUGUAGAGCAAUGGAACAAAAGAUUUAGCUCUGGCACACAUGUUGUAUUGGUUUUAACUGAUGACUGCUUACCAGCCCUAGGAAUUACAGAUGCUACCAGUGUAAUUCAUUUCAGUUUUCCCUCAUCUCCAAGAAUCUUUGGGGCACGAUUAUUCAGCAUGUCUUCUAAUUUUGAAAAUUCAACAGAAAAGGUUUCAUCUCUAAGAGCAACCAAAGAGCAACCAAAGGCAAAAUCUGUCUUACUGUUGACAGAAAAGAGUACGUGCCAUGCUGUUGGAGUACUGCAUUAUUUAAAACGCACGGAAGCCAACAUUCCAACUGAAUUAUGUGACUUCACAUCUGGAGUGCUGGAGGCCAAAGAAGUUAGUAAGAGUGGGAGGCCUCUUUGUCACUACCUGAAAACAUACGGAAUCUGCAAGAAUAAAACGCGCUGUCCAGAUCGACAUCGAGUUAGUUUACCAACAGAUUUGCCCCGAAAGAUAACUGAUGAAGCUUUGCCAACAUCUGGAAAUGUAACAAUACUGCCUCUUUUUAUCGUGGAUGCCUCAAACUAUUUUGGCCGCGUCGUAAGUAAACAGAAGGAUUUGUAUACAGCUCUUGCAGAAGAGAUGAAUCAGUAUUAUAAGAAAGCUAGCAAUCAAAUCUCUGCUGAAACCGUGAAGAAUCUGGAAAUGUAUGGAUUACAUGAAGAAAACUCUUUCCUCAGGGUUCAAGUGCUGGAAGUGGUACCAAAAGAAGAAAAUUGUUUGUUUUAUAGUGUUCACAUCAAGUAUAUAGAUGAAGGCAGAACAGGUCAUGUUCAAAAUUAUCGCUUGCUUAUCUUACCAGAAGAGUUUCAAGAUUUGCCCCCUCAGGCUGUAGAAUUCAUUGUUUGUAGGGUUAAACCCAUUGAUAAUGAAGUGGAGUGGAAUGCAAAAGUUACUAGAUACAUUCAUCACAAGAUCAGAGGAAAAGUGCAUGAAGCAAAAAUAGUACUUGCCCUGGGGAACACGAUUUGGGUGGAUCCUGUGGUGAGGAUCACCAGACUUCCAGAUUUGAAAACCUCUAUCAAUGAAUACAAUAUUCGCUCUGAGAUCCUGUCUACUGGAUUGGGAGCUGACAACCCUCAGCACACACAUGAACUCCAGAGUUUAUUUAGAGAUGCUGAAAUAGGACAUGAGAAAAAAGACUUGACUGCAGUAAUACAUACUCUGACGUGUGGAACAAGUGAGGAGGCUGCACCUGCUUCAGAGAGCAUCUUGGACCAGGCUACCAUCAAUUCACAGGCCACAGAUCAGGUCAUUUCCAAUGUACAGAAUGCACAAGAUGGCAUUGACAGUUGCUCUCAAAUAACUUUGCAAGAUAAUUGUAAUGAAAUGGCUCAAAGGGAAAAAACAGACGGAUCUCUACAGCCUUCUCAGGAAUGCUUUCACCCAACAAUGAAAUGGUUUGAAAAACAGGACGUUGUUGUUAUUAAGAUAAAAUUACGAAAUAUUACUAGUUAUGACUGUGAAUUUUUUACACAAAGGACCAUUUUCAGAGCUUCUGCAGGAGAGAAGUUUUAUUUGGCUGAUAUGGAGCUGCAGAGAAGUAUCCUCAAAGAAAAAUCUGUCUGUAUCCUUAAGAAUGAUGAGCCUGUGAUUAUCCUUGCAAAAGAGAAGGAAGAACCUUGGUGCAACUUGCUGAAACACAAAAAUCUUCAUGUGUCUUUUGAUUUCGAUUACUUGGAAGAUUCUGAAGAACGAAGUUGCUUUCCUAUUGGCUCCGGUCCUAAGAAAAUGCACCAGGUUGAUACAUUGCUGUGUGAGGAGGAGGAGGAGGAGGAGGAAGAGGAAUCUUUGAGUGACAGCGAUACAGAAAGUGAUUUUUCCACCUGUUAAUUCUCGUUUGGAAUUCGGAGACAAGGAUCCAGUCUUUAA
Elgaria multicarinata webbii is the source of this 3951-nucleotide messenger RNA. RefSeq names its product tudor domain containing 12 (gene TDRD12). NCBI's taxonomy places the organism in Eukaryota, Metazoa, Chordata, Lepidosauria, Squamata, Anguidae. The record is from RefSeq and is a predicted model, not a curated record. Gene Ontology annotation, molecular function: metal ion binding. Bases 46 to 3912 code for a protein of 1288 amino acids. The transcript is spliced from 31 exons. Gene Ontology annotation, biological process: germ-line stem cell division.